Molecule: messenger RNA, 1654 nt
Organism: Cucumis melo (muskmelon)
Lineage: Eukaryota; Viridiplantae; Streptophyta; Magnoliopsida; Cucurbitales; Cucurbitaceae
Product: 25S rRNA (cytosine-C(5))-methyltransferase NSUN5
Exons: 13
Coding region: 40-1569 (509 amino acids)
Biological process (GO): rRNA base methylation
Cellular component (GO): nucleolus
Molecular function (GO): methyltransferase activity
Source: RefSeq, a predicted model, not a curated record
GGCCGGAGGUAGUUCGGACGAGGUGGCUGCUAAGAAGCCAUGGGGCGCGUUAACAACAGAACCAAGGUAUCGCCGUCGAGAGCCGCCUACAAAUCAGAAAAUCGGAAGAUGAGCAACGCCGACCGUUCGGCAUACUUCGCUAGGAGAGAGGCGGCGAAGAUAUUGCGGCGUGUUCUCGAGGGAGACGCUCAACGUCGAGCCAUAGCCUCCAUCAAGUCACUCGUUUAUGCUCCAUCUGUUCGGAAUAAGAAGGGCACAUUCGCUCUUGUUUGCAAGACUCUCAAAUACCUCCCUGUGAUCAAGGACGUACUUGAGGCUGCUGAUUUAUUGAGCAACAAAUGGAAGAGGCAGAAGGAAUUAAUUUAUGUAAUCAUGUAUGAUAUCCUCCUAGGCCAGAAAGCUCAUCUAGCUGGCGAUGCAGAGAAGUUUCUCAUGCGGCAGCAAAGUGCUUUACAAUCUGCUGUUACACAGCUUUUGUCGAAGAAAAAAGCAAACAGUAUUGAAGAUUUAAUAACUCGUGGUGAUGAUGAUCCUGGUGUUUCAAGGCCCCGUUUUAUUCGCGUGAAUACUUUGAAGAUGGAUGUUCACACAGCAAUAAAAGAAUUAGGCAAAAGAUAUCCAGUUCAGAAGGAUGAUAUGGUUCCUGACCUCUUGAUACUUCCCCCAGGCAGUGACUUACAUGAUCAUCCUCUGGUUGCAGAUGGAAGUAUCUUCUUACAAGGGAAGGCUAGUUCCAUGGUUGCAGUAGCACUUGAUCCCAAGCCAGGAUGGGAAGUCCUUGAUGCAUGUUCAGCACCGGGUAACAAAACUGUCCACCUUGCCUCUCUCAUGAAUGGAAAAGGAAGGGUCAUUGCAUGUGAACUGAAUGAAAGCAGGGUCAAACGCUUACAACAUACUAUCAAACUAUCUGGCGCUUCUAUUAUAGACGUUUUGCAUGGGGAUUUCCUCAAGCUUAGUCCAAAAGAUCCUUCGUUAUCCAAAGUCCGUGCCAUUCUUUUGGAUCCUUCCUGCUCUGGAUCUGGAACUGCGGCUGUCAGAUUAGAUCAUUUGCUCCCGUCACAUGUUGAAGGGACAACCUCUGGAGAUGACCUUGAACGACUAAACAAACUCGCUGCCUUUCAGAGAAAGGCUCUUGCACAUGCAUUUUCCUUUCCAGCCGUAGAGAGAAUUGUUUACAGCACUUGUUCCAUUCAUCAAAUUGAAAAUGAAGAUGUCGUCCAGUCACUAUUACCUCUUGCUGAAUCACAUGGUUUUCAACUAGAUACUCCGUUCCCACAGUGGCAGCGACGAGGUCUCCCAGUGUUCGCCGGCGCUAACCACUUACUCCGAACCGAUCCUGUUGAAGACAAAGAAGGGUUCUUCAUAGCUCUAUUUAAGAAGAAGCAGAACACGACGAACCCAUUUCCCCGAAGUUUAAACAUAGAUAAAAGCUCAAGAUAUCGUAGUGGAGAUGUCCGUAACAAUCGGGCUUUAGCAUGCCCUCCUACUAAGAUCUCUAAACUGCGGUUGUAUCAGUAUGCACUUUCGACAAGGACACGAUGGAGAAAGAACCACUCCAUCCAAAACUAGAUCGAUAACUUGAUUUUUUUUCAAAACUAAACAUAGUAAAAUCAAUGGUUGGCUUCAGUUUCAAGUAAAAGGAGGACUUCAUUAA